This is a messenger RNA of Fraxinus pennsylvanica, 1461 nucleotides long. The record is from the annotation of a GenBank genome assembly. Lineage: Eukaryota; Viridiplantae; Streptophyta; Magnoliopsida; Lamiales; Oleaceae.
AUGAGAUCAAAGUCAUCGAGGAAGCCACUCCGAGAUGUUUCCAGUGCCAAAACUGCGAAUAAAUAUCUCUCCGUUAAGUCUGCGAAUAAUUGCAAGAAAACCCUAGAAGAAAUCGGAGACGAUUCACUCGAUCGCCUCCUUGUCGUUCACUCCGAUCUAUCCUCCCUCAUGCAUCAGAUUGAUGAACUAGUCGUCCAAGGUCUCCAAUUGCCAAGCAAGAAAGAGAAGAAAGAAUUGGAUUCAUUUGCAGAUGUCUUAUCUGAAAUGCACAUUUUAUUGAAGCCAUGGGUUUCUAGAUUCCAAAAGGUACUUUCAAGUCAAUUGACAGGGACUGAGAAUAAGUCGGAGCCAUUGGCAAGAAAGGAGGUUUCUGUUGUGAACAAAGAUAUAAGUGUUGCAGUUGAAAGCCCGGAAAAAACCAGGUGGGAGUCACUCAUCUCUCCUUCACCCCUUGUGUCCUGGCGGACUGAUUGCAAUACUGAGGGUGGUAGACAAUUGUUUCUACUCACUCCACUGCCUCGACCAAGGGCAUUCUCAUCCAAAUGUCAGGCAUCCUCUAAAUCUGCAUUUGAAAAGAUUACAUCUGAUGCAAUUGCCUACCCAUCAUCUCUUUCUCAUAAAGCAGCAAAAAAGGGUGAUGAUCAUGCGCUUGAGGAUAUAUCAGUAGAGCAAACUGAAACUGACGUUUUGGAUUUUGAAAUAACUAAAACUGGGUGCAACCUUGAGUCCGAGUGUGCUUCUCCAGCAAAGUUUUCUAGAGCGAACUGCUCUAUGCUUGUCAUGACUCCAUCCUGGAAAGUGUCACCACCCAAGUCCUGCGUAUUGCUUGAGCCAGUAUCUGAAUUUCCCAAAAAGGAUAAUCAGCGGGUCCAAAAAUCAACACCUUUUCCAAUUGAAGUUAAAAAUUCUAGUGCAUCUGCGAAGUCAGAAUCCUCCAGCAGUCCAAUGUCACAUAAUCUGGCUGUCAAGUACCCUGAGCUCUUUGGAAUAAAACUAGCUCAUAACUUCAGAAACAGAAAAAAGGGAGUAGAAGAAUCGCCAGAUUUGCUCAUGUCACCUCCCAAAACCUGUGUUAUCAUGGAGCCUCCUGAUGACAAAUUGUUGACAAAUAUAUCCAGUAAUUUCCUGCCUCCAAAAACUCCUCUACUCCAUAGUCAACAAGCACUCAUGUCUUUUAUGAAGGAAAUCGAUCAUCAAGAUGACCAUUGUGCAGCCGGAAAAAUAUGCCAGCAAGACGUUGGUAGUAGAUUGGAAAUAGUCGAAAGCACUCCUGUGGUGAAGGAGCUCGAGAGCAGUAUUCGAGUGAGAAAGCAUCCAGGUGAGAAUACAUUGAAGAAAGAACUGUGGACGAAGUUUGAAGCAGUGUCAACUCAUGGGAUUCGUUUCAAUGUGGAUGUUCUCCAAAAGACUGCUGAAAAAGGAUUUCUCGACAGAUUGGAUGAGGCUUAUUCUGAUGAAUGA